Molecule: messenger RNA, 922 nt
Organism: Boleophthalmus pectinirostris (great blue-spotted mudskipper)
Lineage: Eukaryota; Metazoa; Chordata; Actinopteri; Gobiiformes; Gobiidae
Product: integrin beta-1-like
Exons: 6
Coding region: 311-922 (203 amino acids)
Biological process (GO): cell-matrix adhesion; cell adhesion mediated by integrin; integrin-mediated signaling pathway
Cellular component (GO): integrin complex; cell surface; focal adhesion
Molecular function (GO): fibronectin binding; collagen binding involved in cell-matrix adhesion; laminin binding
Source: RefSeq, a predicted model, not a curated record
GUCUGCAGCAGAACAAGAGAUCCGCUCAAAUGAGUCACUGAAGUCCGACUCCUCCGACAAAAACACACGUCCGGGGCUUUAUUUUACUCACAAACCUCCUCCGGACUCACCUGGACUCACCUGGACUCACCUGGGCCACGUUAGACGCUUAAAAAGUUCAUUUAAAACGCGUUUCUGCGAGUUUUUGGUGCGUUGUUUUUUGUUUUUUUUUUCUUACAGCGAAGCGUCCGCGAAAACUGGACAUCACUGGAGUUUUUCUGGAGUUUUAAAACCCAAAUGUCGGACUGAAACACGGAAAAAAUCACAAAAGAUGUGGCUGACGUUGGUGUGUGCGUCUGCGGUUCUGCUCCUCAGACCCUCGGCGGCUCAGAAAGCAGAGGGCAGUAUUUGUCUUAAGGCCAAUGCUCAGUCGUGUGGAGAGUGUAUCCAGGUGUCGGAGGCGUGCGGCUGGUGCACGGACGAGAGUUUCCUGAGCGUCGGCGAAGCCAAGUCGACCCGAUGCGACGACCUGCAGUCCCUCGCCCAACGCAAGUGUCCUCCUGAGAAGAUCGAGAACCCGCGAGGGAGCACCAGAGUCGACAAGGACCAACCGGUGACCAACCGCAAGAAGGACUCCACCGAGAAACUGAAGCCCGAGCAGAUCACCCAGAUCCAGCCGCAGAAGCUCACGCUCACCCUCAGAUCUGACAAAACUCAGAUGUUGUUGAAAAGGCACCACCCGGUAACUCGCGUUCACGGCCGGAGGUCAAAACAGGAGGAGGAAACCGAAGGAACCGAAGGAACCGAAGGAACCGAAGGAACCGAAGGAACCGAAGAAACCGAAGAAACCGAAGAAACCGAAGAAACCGAAGAAACCGAAGAGCGCUCGCCCCGACGUGAAGCCACCGAGAGCAGCAUCGACGAGGACGAGGAGGAGGAGUAG